AUGUGGUUCAAUGCCGGCUUUGGCAGUUUUCGUCGCUUUCACUCCAACAUCAAGCUACGAAGAAGAGAUGUCCAAGAAUUCUAUAUGGAUCUAGAGAACUUCUACAGAAAACACUUUUUCUACAAGGUAAUUGUUGGUGAUAGAGAUGGACAAGUCAUUCCAGAGGUUCUCCCGUCCGAAAUACGACAUGCUAUCAUGUCAAUAAGAAAUCGUUCGGCACCCGGUCCCGACAGAAUAAGACCAGAACACCUGAAGAACCUUCCGCCAGUACUCAUCAACACCCUGGCGAGGUUCUUUUACGUUAUCUGUCGAAAUGCAAGGUUCCUAAACAGUGGAAGACCAGCAAGACCGUGUUGUUGUAUAAAAAGGGAGAUCCACAUCUGCCUGCUGUCCGUCAUCUACAAGCUCUUUACAAGAGUAAUCCUUAAUAGGAUUGAAAAAGUCUUGGAUGAAGGACAGCCAUGCGAGCAAGCAGGGUUUCGAAAAGGAUUCAGCACGAUUGACCACAUUCACACUGUUUCGAAACUCAUCGAGGUAUCACGAGAGUACAAGAUGCCGCUCUGUCUCACCUUCAUCGACUUAAAGAAGGCCUUCGACUCAGUUGAGACGGAAGCGGUCGUGGAAGCCUUGGACAACCAAGGCGUCCCUACUCAGUACAUAAAGGUACUUCGAGAGUUGUACAGUAAAUUCACGACCGGAAUUUCGCCAUUCUACAAGAACAUCAUCAUUGACGUGAAGAGGGGGGUCCGACAGGGCGAUACAAUCUCACCCAAAAUAUUCACAGUCACUUUCGAGAACGCAAUGCGAAAGUUGGAAUGGGACGACAUGGGAGUGAAGGUUGAUGUUCGGCAGCUACACCAUUUGCGCUUUGCUGAUGACAUCGUACUGGUAACACCUAGCAUCAGCCAAGCGGAACGAAUGCUGACCGAAUUCGACGAAACAUGUGGAUGCAUCGGUCUUCAGCUGAAUCUACAAAAGACGGUGUUCAUGCGGAACGGAUGGGUCUCGUAUGCCCCAUUCACGCUCAACGGAACGAACAUAUCCGAAUGCACCAGCUACGUUUAUCUGGGUCGGGAACUAAACAUGAUGAACGACCUGACCCCCGAGCUAGGCAGGAGGAGUCGAGCGGCUUGGGGAGCGUACAAGAGCAUCGGGGAUGUAGUGAAGAAGACCAGGAACACCCGGCUCCGUGCUCACCUCUUCAACACCACCGUACUUCCUGCUUUGACCUAUGCUUCUGAAACCUGGGCAUUUCGCAAGCAGGAAGAAAACGCGGUGAGCGUCAUUGAACGCGCAAUUGAGAGAGUGAUGCUAGGAGUAUCCCGUUUCACGCAAGUGAGGGACGGGAUUCGAAGUUCUCUCCUACGUCAGCGAUCGAAGAUUAGAGAUGCUGCCGCGUUUGCCAAGGAAAGUAAAAUAAGGUGGGCCGGACACGUGAUGCGCUCUAAUGACAACCGUUGGACCAGAGCGUGA
Molecule: messenger RNA, 1473 nt
Organism: Necator americanus (New World hookworm)
Lineage: Eukaryota; Metazoa; Nematoda; Chromadorea; Rhabditida; Ancylostomatidae
Exons: 1
Coding region: 1-1473 (490 amino acids)
Source: RefSeq, a predicted model, not a curated record